Chara braunii is the source of this 1642-nucleotide messenger RNA. Lineage: Eukaryota; Viridiplantae; Streptophyta; Charophyceae; Charales; Characeae. The record is from the annotation of a GenBank genome assembly.
GGGGCCUCCCACACAUUGGAUUCACAUGUGUGUGUGUGUGUGUGUGUGUGUGAGAGAGAGAGAGAGAAUAGGAUGUCAGGCUGCUGUCAUGGGAGGAGGGAGGGGAGGAGGGAGAUGGUAUCGGGUGCAAGCGAUAGUUUUCUGGACAUUGGAACACUCUGUGACCGUGCACGUCUGUCAGGAACGGAUCCUACGAUCUGGAAGGUGCAACGACUAUGGGUGGGAUUCCUAAAAUGCGCGCAUCAAACGGUGCCCCACUCAUUUCCUGUUCUUUUGCAGCUUCCGAUGGCGCAAUUGGAAGAUGCGCUCACGAGAGUCCCCGAUUUGAGGCCAUUGCUGGUUGCUCAUGUGUCAUCACAGCCAAAUAUCCGCUCGACAAUUCCAAGAUCAACAAUUACCCUGCUUGGACUUGCGGGUGCAGAAGCCGCGGCGGCGGAACAACAAGCAUAGCUGCCCUCCUGACUGUGUAGGCUUGGAAGAGAAGGGGGCUAGACGGGGCAGGGUAGGGUAGGGUAGGGGUACUCAUCGUGCUAACUGGACUCAAGAACGGGUGCUCAUUUCCUCGGUGCCUAUGAGAGGGGGAUGCCUUAAGGGGCUCAUUUUGGCAUCGGGAAUGUUCUGUCGAUUUGACGGAGGCUUGAAAAUUUGGAAAUGCAUGCUGCUCUCCUCGCGGUCGCGUGCUUGCACGGGGAUAAAGAGCGAAGGAGGGCUUGGAAGGUCAGCCCCUGUAGCACCCGAUGAGCUGAACCAAAAGACUGACACACACAUACUACUGACAGGGAAACAAAUGUACAGAGACAGGUCCGGCCGCCUCCGAUUGGGUUUGGAAUCUAUGGAUGGAUGGAUUUUGUGUUUGAAAAGGGCAAAACGGUGUUUGGGUGUUCUUGCACAAUAAGAGCGGGUAGGUUAAAAACCAUGGUUAGGAUUUGGGCAAUGGCUGCGGUUAGGCCAGUCAUGAGUAGAGUUCCUUGUCAAGGCUUCAUUAUGCAGCAAGCUGAGCCUCGACACAUUGUAACAUGCAUGUGCUUUAUCGUGACCUGAUCGAUUAGGGUUUAUCGAGUUUAGGGUUUGAUCUCAGGUCGGAUCAAGUGAGUUUGGGAGGAAGAGGAGUUGGUUAUUUAAAUAAAUAAAUGAUAUGAUGGCAGGAAAAAAUGGUGGGAGAACAGAAAGGCAGAGCGGCGAACAGGAGGGGAGAGGCGAGGGUGAAGGGGGGAGAGGGAGGGAGUUGUACGGUGGCACUCACUGGUAGUAUCAUCAGAUUCAUCACCUGGCAGUGGCCGCGUCGUGGUUCCGAGGUGUGCGGCAAUCAAUCUGGUGAAGUCGGGGGAAAACAAUUCUGUGAGUAGAAGUCUGCAAGAAUGGAUGGGAACAUUCUGAAUUCGUCGAGAAGGACAAGAGGACAUCGAUCAGUGACUUUGAUUUUUGUGAGAUUGACCAAGGAUAGAAAGCUGCAAGUGAGCAGUGUUGUCAAGGUUGUAGGAAAAGUAGGAGAAAAGAAAACGAUGACGAUGAUGUUGUAGCACAACAUGCGUACGUCACUUUUUCCAUGCACUUAUUAAGGUGUCACAAGCUCUCUCCUUUACCCCUCUCCUCCACCAUUCCCGCCUGUUUUCCCACUCCCCCCUUAUAUCCUCUAGUUCAG